Molecule: messenger RNA, 2361 nt
Organism: Merops nubicus (carmine bee-eater)
Lineage: Eukaryota; Metazoa; Chordata; Aves; Coraciiformes; Meropidae
Gene: CEP89
Product: centrosomal protein 89kDa
Exons: 18
Biological process (GO): chemical synaptic transmission; mitochondrion organization; cilium assembly
Cellular component (GO): centriole; ciliary transition fiber
Source: RefSeq, a predicted model, not a curated record
AAACACAUAGCUCAUGGCCUGGUCCCUGCUGCUACCAUAGCUCCUAAACCUGCCGUUCCCCGCACCCCUCCCCCUCGUAGUCCAAACCCUUCUCCAGAAAGGCCCAGGUCUGCUCUGGCAGCAGCUGUCCUGGCCACGGCGCUGACGGGGCGCACUGUUGCUAUCCCGCAGCCUCGGCAGCGCUCGCUCUCUGAGAAUGAUUCCAGCUCUGUGGAACAAGAGUGUCUGGAGCCGUACGCCACAGCUGCGGAGCUCGGAAUGGGGCCCAACUGGAAAAUUCAUGGUAGUGACAGAUCCUCUGUGCAGUCCCUGGAAAUAUCAGGCAAUUAUGGUGAGGAUGAGGACGUGGAUACCUAUGAUUCAGAUGCUGAUAAAGAGGGAGAGUCCAGCUGCCAGAGUAAUAAAAGGAGAGAAAGCUUUAGCACCAAUGCUAUUUAUAGUGUUCCCUGCAAAAAUAAAAAGGAAGAGUUUCCAGCAUCUCCUAGUACUAAUGCUGGCAGAAAAGAGGAGCCUUCUCAUGAAACUGAGUUUCAGAUGGUGGUGGAUAAGUCAAACAUACAAACAGAAGAAGACCAAGGGCUUGGCUUGAAUUUAAAGGAAGAAAAAUCAUUACCUGAAAAUCUGUUACAUGAAAAGCCUCCACCAUCCCCAGAUGUGUCUGUUCGAGCAAGGGAAGCACGAGAAAAUAUGACUAAAGAAAAGCUCAGAGAACUAAAACAACAAAACUUUUCUCUGAACAAGGCAUACCAGGCUAUGGUCCAACAAUUUGAGGGAACAAAACAGGAAAUGGAAGAACAGCGAUUAAAGCUGAAGAGACUAGAAGAAGAAAACAGAAGACUUAAAGAACAUGCAGAGAAGUCACGUAGAGAAGAGGAGGCUACAGAAUUACUUUUUCUCAGACAACAAGCACAAGAACUGGUAGAUGAAAACGAUGCUUUGAAAAUGACGGUUCAUCGUUUAAAUGUAGAACUAAGUCGCUACCAAACCAAAUUCAGGCCACUAACCCAAGAAGAGCAUAUAAAACUGAACAGUUUACCCAUGAAAGGACCACCACCACCAUGGCUGUUGGAUAUGAAGUAUUUGUCACCUCUCCUGUUGGCAUAUGAAGAUAGAAUAAGGGAAAAGGAAGAUUUAAAUCUCGAACGUGAGGAGGACAUGAAGAAUUUUAAAGUACAAGUGGAAGAGUUGGUGAAGGAGAAUGAAGAGCUGCAUAAGCAAUUAAAUAAAAGUAACUUUAUUACCCCUACAGAAUGGCAGCAGCUGCAAACUCAGGCCAGGCUGGUCUUGGAAGAAAACAGAUUGUUGAUGGAGCAGCUUGAAAUUCAACAAGCUAAAGCAAAAGAUAGUAACAGACAACAUGUUCAAGAAGCUUCAAAAUUGACCAAACAGAUCCUGCUCUUAGAAGAUAAGAAACGGAGUCAAGAGGAAGAGAUAGCAGAGUACCAGAAGCAGUUGGAAGUUUUGAGUUCUACUUGUAAAGAGCUCAAAGCCAAAGUGGAUAGCAGAAUAGCAGCAGAGGAACACUUUGCUUUGGUGAAUGAUUUAAAAAGCCAUUUACAACAGGAGCAGGAGAAAAAGUGCUCUGAGGUGGAAGCUCUAAUGGGAGAGAUGGCAUCACUGCAAGCUCAAAACAAGAAACUGCUUUUAGAGGAAAAUAAAUUCAUGGCUGACAACAAGGUCCUGGAAACUGAGAUGGAAAUGACACAAAAGGCUAACAGGCGAUUAAAGAAGAAAAUAGGCCUGUUGAAGCUACAGUUGGAGGAAGCAGUGGAAAAAGAAGCUGCAGCCCGUCACUAUCUAACAAACCUUGUUGGUUUGGUGGAGAACAUAACUCAGGAACGUGAUCAUCUUAUUUUGCUGGCCAGAUGUUUGGAAAAUCAGAAUCAUGGUGUUAUCAAAAAAAUUGUGGAUGAUAGUCUGCGCUUAGGAAGACUGGAAGAAAAAGUUAAGGUAUAUAAAAAGCAAGCAGCUGGAAAGCUUGGAGAUAUUAGUCUCAAAAUGACUGAGCAGGAGAAAGAAUUUGCAGGGAAGACAGCUCGGUACCAGCAAGAAAUGAAGCACCUCCAGCGCCUGCUGCAAGACAAACAGGAGACCCUUGAUGAAGUGCUGCAGCAGAAGAGGAAAGUAGAAGGGGAACUUGAAGUCGUUUGGGAAUCCACAUCCAAAGAAAACAGGAGGAUGAGAGAACUGUUAUAUAAAUCCCUGAGGAAGAACACCACGUGGAGUUCUGUCACAGCUCAGGAGCUCUGCUUGGAUGAAAUCUCUCAGCAGGACCUAGCUGACAGGCGUGAUUUUAGCUACUGUGAUGUGAAACCUUUAUCCCCAACUAGAAAUGAUGUUCAAGAAGAACGUCAGUGGUAA